Molecule: messenger RNA, 1972 nt
Organism: Magallana angulata
Lineage: Eukaryota; Metazoa; Mollusca; Bivalvia; Ostreida; Ostreidae
Exons: 3
Coding region: 38-1972 (644 amino acids)
Source: RefSeq, a predicted model, not a curated record
UCCAGAUUCAUCAUAAUAUUAUAUCAUCACUGUUACCAUGCCAGGCCCAUCAAACAUGGAAUUGAGAAGUUCCUCUCAGCAAGGCAGAAUACAGGAGGAACAAUCAGAACAAGGGAUCACUGAAGCCACAGCUUCAGUCAAUGAAGUAGAGGCCCUGCGGAGACAGCUGGAGACCUUAAAAGCAUCCAGAGAUGCAGAGUAUCGCCGGAGAAGAGAAUUGGAGGAGCAAAUUGACAGACAACCUCAACCGGUAGCUACACCAAGGCAGGUUUGGGAGCCAGCACCCAGAAUCCCAGUGCCACAAAUGGACAAAUUUGAUGGCAAUACCCCUGUGUCAGAAUGGUGGACCACAUUUAUGGCCUACAUCGCCCUACAUUCAAUCACCGAGGCCAAAGCCAUAAAACUAUUGCCAUUCUAUUUGAUGGGAAUAGCCCUUCAAUUCUUCACACACUUGGACAGCUUGUCAAAAACCUCACUAACCAGCAUCAGGGAUGCUUUCUUUUCUAGAUUCCGACCGACAGUCCCCAUAAGUCAAGCUUUGAUGCGGGUGAAGCAGGGAGCCGACGAAUCUGUGGAUAAAUACCUAUACCGAGUGAGGAAACUGGCUGCUGACUGCUCAAUGGAAGAGGACAGCAUCACAUACUUCGCUCGAGAGGGUCUUCUUCAGAAGCUGAGGGUAAUAGUGGUCCCACAGAACCCAAAGUCCCUGGAAGACCUCCGAAAAAUGGCAGCCCUUGCAGAGGAAGCUACUGGUAAGGAUACCGACACCCCGCCUACUGACCUAAAGACGGCCCUUGCGGAGGGAAUCAAAAUCGCCCUUGCCAGUGUGGAUGCUGCAGUGGAGACCAAGGUCCGAAACCACUUAGACGAUCAGCUUGCAGAUGUCAAUGGUGUGUUUGCAGGCCAAACCCAACAACGAAGGCCCCAACCAGUCUCAAGGGACAGGGACAACUUCAGACAGACUAACAGGAGCAGAGAGCCAGGACCUUGCUUCAGAUGUGGGGGGUCUCUCUCAUCAAUCUGGUACCAACUCCUGCCUCUCAUCAGUCUUUUCAUGCUAUCCCUAAUCCCAGUAGCAGUUGCAACAAACAAAGAAGUUGAGUUUAGUCCAGUGGGAGACAACAUUCAUCGCCUCAACUAUGGAGUAAUCUUUAAGAAGGACUCAACUCUAGUUUUGUCACAAGAAUAUUGGACCCACACCUUUCACCUACAGCUACCCAAUUCUAUUAAGCCCACCAAUGUCUCAACUAGGUGCAAUCGUAAUGAGUCUCACUGUUACAAAUGGAAUGAUUUAGUUAGUGUUUUUCAAACUCUGCAUGUUGAAACUCAAAGUCAUGUCAAGGAAGUUGUGAAAACUAUUAGGUCUUUAAUUCCUCAAACUAAUUUUCCAACAAAAUCUUCAAAAAAAUCCCCAAGAGCAUUUUUGCCCUUUAUUGGCUCUCUAUCAAGAAGUCUAUUUGGAACAGCCACUAUAGAAGAUGUUCAGUUAUUAGCCCGACAUGUCAAUGCUCUUAAUGCACGCACUACUAAAUUUGCACUUGCUAUGCAACAAUAUGAUGCACAUCUGUCUUCUUUCAUAUCCAUUGUUAAUAAUCGCACUACUAACUUGCUUAAAGGAAUUCAGUUGAAUACUAAAGUUAUUAACAACAUUGCUGCUGCAGUUGAUGCUAAAUUUGUUCAAAUGGAGCAUGCCAUGACUAAUGUGUCAUCUCUUUUGAUUCAACAAAUAAAUGAGGCAAAUGUAUUGAGAAGCAAUUUGGACAAUUUACAAUCUGCAAUUCAAAAUUUAAUUGAAGGAAAGUUAUCUCCCUUUCUUAUUCCAAAACAAAAAUUGAAAUCAGUUAUACAAGAUAUUUCAAAAAUGCUCAGAACUUCACACAAAGGAUUCUACCUAACUCAUACUAAUCCCACAUACUAUUACUCACAUGCAACCAACAUGAGUGAAUUUUAUCUUUUUAUGGGCAUUAAUUGA